Molecule: messenger RNA, 669 nt
Organism: Grosmannia clavigera kw1407
Lineage: Eukaryota; Fungi; Ascomycota; Sordariomycetes; Ophiostomatales; Ophiostomataceae
Product: phosphotransmitter protein
Exons: 3
Coding region: 1-669 (222 amino acids)
Biological process (GO): phosphorylation; phosphorelay signal transduction system
Cellular component (GO): nucleus; cytoplasm
Molecular function (GO): histidine phosphotransfer kinase activity; protein histidine kinase binding
Source: RefSeq, a predicted model, not a curated record
AUGGUCCCGCUGGAGAGACGGUCAAGACGACUUCGGGCCCCAAGGAGGCACGAGGACGAGUGCCAUGCUCUAUACGAGUACAGUUCCGAGCCGACCGGCUGUUGUAUUGCAGGGAAGGACCUAAAGAGCGAUCCCGUCAGGAUACACUACGCCGAUGCGCGAUACGAGCAGGGAAGCUCAACCGUUGUGCACGGCCCGUACUCCGUGCACGGUACUCAUACUGCAGCCGUGCCAAGACAACGGCGAACAGCUUCAUCCGCCAUGGCCGACAAUUUUGGAGAACAUGUCGACGUAGGCACCUUCUCGCAGAUCCUCGAAUUGGAUGACAGCCCACAAAACCGCGACUUCAGCAACCCGCUCGUCUACGACUACUUCACCCAGGCCAAGGAGACCUUUGAAAAGAUGGACGAGGCGCUGCGCGCAAAAGACCUCAACCAGCUCUCCGACCUGGGCCACUUCCUCAAGGGCUCAUCCGCCACCCUGGGGUUUUCAACAGUCCGCGACCACUGCCAGGUCAUCCAGCAAUACGGCAGAGGCACCACUCUGGACGGCUCUGCCGAGCCUGACCAGGACGUCUGCCUGCAGCGCAUAACCGACGCCCUGGCUGCCGCCAAGCUGAACAUGACCGUCAUCGAAGAAAAGAUGAACGCUUUCUUCAACCAGAGCUAG